Molecule: messenger RNA, 3309 nt
Organism: Colletes gigas
Lineage: Eukaryota; Metazoa; Arthropoda; Insecta; Hymenoptera; Colletidae
Product: acyl-CoA Delta-9 desaturase-like
Exons: 6
Coding region: 16-1092 (358 amino acids)
Biological process (GO): unsaturated fatty acid biosynthetic process
Cellular component (GO): endoplasmic reticulum membrane
Molecular function (GO): stearoyl-CoA 9-desaturase activity; iron ion binding
Source: RefSeq, a predicted model, not a curated record
UGAGCCUGCCAACCGAUGGACAGAAACAAAGAAAGAAUGGCACCAAACGUGACGAGUGCCCCGACGGGAGUACUGUUCGAAGGAGAGUCGCUCGACCAAACCACUACUACCGAACCUUCCAAAGAGAAGUACCAGAGACACAUCGUUUGGAGAAACGUCCUAGUCUUCGGUUACCUUCAUCUGGCAGCGGUUUACGGACUGUUCCUCGUCUUCACGUCCGCCAAAUUGCUGACAAGCCUCUUCGCGUUUGCCCUGUACUUAUGUGGCGGUUUGGGAAUCACAGCCGGUGCUCACAGAUUAUGGUCGCACAAAUCGUACAAAGCGAAAUGGCCGCUCCAGGUCCUGCUAAUAAUUUUCAACACCAUAGCAUUCCAAGAUGCUGCACUCGAUUGGGCCAGAGAUCACAGACUUCACCAUAAGUACAGCGAGACGAACGCCGAUCCCCAUAACGCGAAAAGAGGAUUCUUCUUCGCGCACGUGGGCUGGCUCCUGUGCAAAAAGCAUCCGGACAUCAAGGAAAAGGGAAAAGGAAUCGAUCUGAGCGAUUUGAAAAGCAACCCCGUACUUAGGUUUCAGAAGAGAUAUUACAAAAUUUUAAUGCCCCUGAUGUGCUUCGUGAUGCCGACUAUCGUACCAGUUUACUGUUGGAACGAAACGUGGUCGAACGCGUACUUCGUCUCCACGAUUAUGCGUUACGUUUUCACCCUGAAUGUCACGUGGCUGGUCAACUCCGCGGCUCAUUUGUUUGGGAACAAACCGUACGACAGAUUUAUCAAUCCCUCGGAGAACAAGGGGGUAGCUUUUACUGCGUUCGGUGAGGGUUGGCACAACUAUCACCACGUGUUCCCAUGGGACUACAAAACGUCCGAGUUGGGUGGCUACAAAUAUAACAUAACGACAGCUUUCAUUGAUUUCGCCGCGAAGCUCGGUUUAGCGUACGAUCUGAAAAUGAUUCCCAAGGAUAUGGUGCAGAAACGAGUGGAGCGGACCGGGGACGGUACACACGAACUGUGGGGUUGGGGCGACAAGGAUCAGUCGCAGGAAGACAGGGACCAGACGUUGGUGAUAAACAGUCAGAAAAAGGAUUACUAGAGGUGAUCCUCGUUACUGACCGAUCAUUCGUUCUCGCAUUCCAAGAACGACGAUCAAAUUCUUUGUACAGUUCUCAGGACGGAACCGGGUUGAACUAUCCGAGAACCAAUCGGGAUAUUUGGGAAAUAUCACUUAAUAUUUUUAGUCCCGCGGUUGUGCACAAAUCAGCUAGGUCCGAUUUUCUACGAGAUCAAUUUACCGCGCUCUUUCUAAUAGAGUGUGAUGUGAUACAUUUUAUCUUUCUGUCGGAACGGUCUGAAUCGAAAUAAAAUCGACGGCAGCUAAGGUUCAUGAACUUCAUGCAGUUUGUUCCUUAAUAAGUUACGAAAUAUAUAUGAUUGUCGGAUCCAUGUAAUUCCUUCCACUUUUAACAUUCAGAAAGAGCAAAAAAACAAGAAAAAAACCGUUUCGUUCCUACGAAUCUGUGUUAAUAGUUGUGGUCUACGGUGUGAUCGUAUCGUACCGUGGUCGCGCGUGUGUACAGCACUGUGAAGAACAGUUUCAACGAUGAAACGCUCUUUUAAACAAAUAAAGAACUAACUGUUCUGAAAGUCGAAUGUAGCUGAUGUUCUGCGAUUAACGCGACUGAUUUGAUGGGUCAUUUGGCAGGUUCUAAAUGUGUCUCAGAGAUACUGCGGCAGGAGGGGAGGGAGUCAGAGUACAUCUUGACCAAAACGUUCCUCGCUUGCUCGAUUUGUGUCUUUUUUUCUACAGUACAAUGGCAAACUCGCGUUCGACGACCGUUUCUGAAUGAUUUCGAUCGCCAAAGCGUAGAUGGCUCGCUCCGUAGGGUGAAAAAUUCGAUCGGACACAAUCGCGAGCCAUCCUCUCUUUGGUUGAUUGAUCAGCGCGCGAACACCGUCAUAAGUAGACUUUAUUUAACGUUGCAAAAGCAGACUACGAAGGGACGAAACACGGAGCGACAAGUGCUGACGGUCUAGCGCUGUAUUUAACUUGAAAAUUUCACUCGAUCGGUUCGAGUUGUACGAUCGCUGAUACCCUUGGACGCUACGGACGUAUCUGUUUGAAACCGAACGUCUCGUAGCAUCAAAAGGGCCAAGGAUCGUACAACGUUGUAGUUAAACUACUUUGAGAAAUAAUUAAGUUCAGAAAUCUUAUCGAAGACCGAAAUGUUUCGUAUACGUCAACGAGUUCAGGUUUCUUUCGUUUCCUCUCAGUUUUCUUAUCUUCUUCUUUGUUUUCUCUUUCUAAUUGCACUUCCUAUCAUCCAGAACAUUGUUUGAAUUCCCCCCAUAAGAAAGAAACUUGGCUUCGAAACACGCAUUUUAGUUCUCUCCCUCUCGUCCGAGCAUUUAGUCGCAACAUUUCUUGUAGGGGAUAAAUAUAAAUGUGUCUAAUAAAAGCGAAUUAUUAUUAUUAUUAUUAUUAUUAUUAAUAUUAUUAUUAUUAUUCUUAAUGUUAUUAUUCAUCGAGAUCAGGACUUCCCUGAACGUCCCUUCCUCUUUCUUGUAUUUCGGGUUCACGAAAAACUUAUCGAUCAAUCGAUUCUCGAUACUAACGAAUGUAAGUUCAGCGACCAAAAGUUUUUCGUUACUUCUUAAUUAUGAAUAUAUAUUUAUUGAAACGUGAACACUAUUUAUGCGAUGCUUCUAUGAACUCUCUAACAAGAUAUUAAAUUGUUAUUAUUACUUUGGGGCUUGAAAGACGUUUUCUUUAAGACACGAGAUGAAAAGUUAAACAAUUUCUUGCUUACUUAAGGAAUUAUAGUUUGAACAUGUGUGUAUUAAUCGUCUAUAUUUAAAAAAAAGAAAAUGAAAUAAAAAUUAUUCUUCGGAUUGAAGCAUCUUUCAUAUUAAAUACGAAUACGAUUAUCGUUGUUCGAGGUACUAAUGUACGCCAGGAGAAAUUUUUAGACUCGUAGAAAUAGGUUUCAGUCGCAACGAGCUUACGAGAAGCUUAUCAAGUACCUAACGCAGACAAUGAAGCGAUGUAUCACGCUUUCUAGAGUUAUACACGAUAAUAAACACGUCUCUAAUUUAUUCUUCUAGGCUGUUGGAUGUUCGAAACGAAAUAGUGUGAUUGCAAAUUGGUUGAGAGCCAACGGGACGAAACUAUUGUUACUUUUAGGUGUAUAUCAUGCGCAAAUGCGAUUUACAAUAUGUAUUUGUACAAAUUCUUUUGCAAGAUAACUCAUUGCAAACCAAAAAAGGAGAAAAAAAUGAAACAGAACUGAAAUAAGAAAAAAAAGUAUAUACA